AUUGACAGGGGGCAGUUUCCUGGCGAGGCCCACGUUACAGCAGCAACACCUGCACUUGUUCCACCACAACAAGGUCUGUCGCGCACCCCUCACUCCUGAAGUGACAGGAAGGGAGGGAAGACUGAGUCCAGACAAUCCUGGGGACCUAGAAAGUCACCGGCUCCCUCAGAGCGCUUCCCGCGCAGGCCGGAAUCUGGCGACACCCGGAAAAAGCGCGACCCAGAAAGAAAAGCUCCCCAAGAGACGGCUAGGCCGUACAGACUCAGGCCGGGCCGACGGCCUCCACAGGGGCUUUCCCGAAAGGAAGCUUCCCUGAACCGGAGCCGAGGGAGAGGGCACAGGCGGCCCGGCCUCCCCGCCCGGUGUGACGGGAGGGACCGCCCCAGGCGCUAAGGGGGCCGCGCCGUCCCCGCCUCGCGUCCUCGCCUACGUCGUGGGAGAAGCUGCGCGGGGCGGAGCGCGGCCGCCGGGGCGCGAGAGGAAGCGACUCGGGCUCCAGAGGCCGGCGAAGGCUCCGGCCCGGGACGCUGCGGCCGGCGGGGACGGCGGGGGAUGGGCGGCCUGGUGACCUAGCGUCCGGCGGGACCCGCGCCGCCGCCGCCGUCGCCAUGAACGGGGAGCCUAUCUGCAGCGCUCUGCCCACCAUCCCGUCCCACAAGCUCGCCGACCUGCGCUACCUGAGCCGCGGCGCCUCGGGCACGGUGUCGGCCGCCCGCCACGCUGACUGGCGAGUCCAGGUGGCCGUGAAGCACCUGCACAUCCACACCCCGCUGCUCGACAGUGAAAGAGAUGAUGUCUUAAGAGAAGCUGAAAUUUUACACAAAGCCAGAUUCAGUUAUAUCCUUCCAAUUUUGGGCAUUUGCAUUGAGCCUGAAUUUUUGGGAAUAGUUACUGAAUACAUGCCAAACGGAUCACUGAACGAACUCCUACACAGGAAAACUGAAUAUCCUGAUGUUGCUUGGCCAUUAAGAUUUCGCAUCCUGCAUGAAAUUGCACUUGGUGUAAAUUACCUACACAAUAUGAAUCCUCCUCUACUCCAUCAUGACUUGAAGACUCAAAAUAUUUUGUUGGAUAAUGAAUUCCACGUUAAGAUUGCAGAUUUUGGUUUAUCAAAAUGGCGCAUGAUGUCCCUCUCACAGUCACGUGGUAGCAAGCCUUCACCAGAGGGAGGGACAAUUAUCUAUAUGCCACCUGAGAACUAUGAACCUGGACAAAAAACAAGGGCCAGCGUGAAACAUGAUAUAUAUAGCUAUGCAAUUAUCACAUGGGAAGUGUUAUCCAGAAAACAGCCUUUUGAAGAAGUCACCAAUCCUUUGCAGAUCAUGUAUAGUGUAUCACAGGGACGUCGACCUGACACUAAUGAAGAAAGUUUGCCACUUGAUAUACCUCAUCGAGCUCUGAUGAUCUCACUAAUAGAACGUGGAUGGGCACAAAACCCAGAUGAACGACCAUCUUUCUUGAAAUGUUUGAUAGAACUUGAACCACUUCUGAGAACAUUUGAAGAGAUAACUUUUCUUGAAGCUGUUAUCCAGUUAAAGAAAACAAAGUUACAGAGUACUUCAAGUACUAUUCACUUAUGUGACAAAAAGAAAAUGGAGUCGCCCCUGAAUACACCUGUAAAUCAUAGUCCACAGGAGGAGUCAUGUGGAUUCUCUCAGCUUCAUCAAAGCAGUUCUUCUCUGGGAACUUCUAGGUCUCAGUCAGCUCCUCAAAACAAAGAUUUUUUACCUGUAAAAACUCAAGACUGCUCUUCUAUGAAGCUGCAUCACUGUCCAGUAAAUCACAGUUGGGAUAAUAUUGUUUCUGCAAUUCCAGGGGAGUCAUUGUGUGGUCACAGCACCGCCCCGUCUUCUUUAACAGUAAUAAAUCCACUCUUGGCUGAGGGAAAUUCAGUUGUAUAUAAUAGUAUCUUAUGGUAUUGUGUAUUUCUGACAGAAACUAUUUUCACACUCACUUUCUUUGUAUAUUACUUAUUACUUGCCAAGAUGGAAUUUGACGUGAUGAAAUAUAUGCCCUUCAUACACAAAUCACAGUACAGCAUUCCUACUAUAAUCCGAGAUUCAAAUAUUCACCAGUGGGUUAUUCAUUUUAAAUUCUGUUACCCAGAUUACAGUUUUUAACACUGACGUCCUAUUUACUUCUGACCAUUUCUUCAGGGCAACCCAUGAAGGAAUAACUUUAACUCCAUAAGACACAACUCCCCUCUAAUCCAGAUCCCUACGUUACCUUUCUUCCCACUCAGCAUUUCAGGCAAUGUCUGAAAUGAUGGCUUCUCAAUUCCCUUAUGAUGGACCUAUGUCUUCACUUUCAUUUCUAGGUACCAGAAGAAAGCUUUUUAUAUAUGCACCCACCUAAGCAGGUAUCAGACAGGAAUUGAACAUGGGUUGUAGAUUGCAUGGCAGCCACACUGGGGGCAGAGGACAACAUUUAAAAGUACUGCUGUUAGCUGUUUUAAGUCCCUGAGUAUUGCCAUCAGCUGAGCCUGAAGUUGGGAAAAUUUUGUCCAGGCCAUAGCACCCUAGCCAUAAUACCUUUCUGAGAGACAGGGUACAGCUCCAGGCAUAAGUGGCUCAGCCUGGAAGUGUGCUGUAGUAGGUCCUCCUGCACAGACAUAGUGAUAUGUUUCCUAUAGAAGCAGAAGGUCCUAAGCUGGGAGCAGCAGUUCAGGGCAGGCAGCGUAGCAUAGAGUCUGCAAUCCCACAGGUCUCUUAAGUUCAGGGUCUAGAGGGUGAUGGCAGUGUUUACCAGUAGAACUUGGAGAGGCUGUGGGCUUAACUUUGUCCAGAUGAUGGCCCUCUGAUCCAGGUGUGUUAGCCAACCAGUGUUUGUUCAGUGGGACAGAUAGUUCAUGUCUAAAUCUAAAACUGGUAGUAAAUUAUUGACAGUUUCUUCUAGAAUGUCUUAAGGCAUCUGGGCAUCUGGUCCAGAUGGCCCUCUAGAAAGAAGAUAGCAUCCAUAUCAAGCUUCUAGAGCAGUCCUGGUGAACCCAUACAUGCAU
Messenger RNA from Heterocephalus glaber (naked mole-rat), 2998 nucleotides. Lineage: Eukaryota; Metazoa; Chordata; Mammalia; Rodentia; Bathyergidae. The record is from RefSeq and is a predicted model, not a curated record.